Molecule: messenger RNA, 1245 nt
Organism: Diospyros lotus (date-plum)
Lineage: Eukaryota; Viridiplantae; Streptophyta; Magnoliopsida; Ericales; Ebenaceae
Exons: 7
Coding region: 16-1038 (340 amino acids)
Source: RefSeq, a predicted model, not a curated record
GGGAAAACUACGAACAUGCCCAAAAGAGUGGACGCCGACGGGCAUGAGAUGAGCGGAGAAGCCGAGUACUAUUCCAAGGACUUCGAAUGGGACCAACUGAGGCUCGAGAUCGAAAGCGAUCCGUCUCUUCGCCACCACUGUCUACCUCCUGAAGUCGACGAUGGCCGUACCAAUCCCUCUGCCACUGAGUAUUUUUCUGGGUCCGAGUCGUCGGCUUCCCGAGAUUCGGAUGCGUGGAACGACUUUCACGCCCGUCACUCCACGGGAAAAUUCUUCAAGGAAAGACGAUAUUUGUUAAAGGAAUUUCCUGAACUACUAUCUUGUGAUGAACACUCAAAGCUUUUGGAAGUGGGAUGUGGUAAUGGAAGUACCAUUUUACCAAUAUUACGUGGCAAAGGGAGUAUCAACGUAUAUGCUUGCGAUUGUAGCAUUGAGGCUCUUAAAAGGGUUGAAGAGGUGAUAGAUGAGGCUGGUUUAGCCUCCUUGAAACACCGUUUCCAUCCAUUCACUUGUGAUUUUUCUAUUUGCGGGUUUCCCAAAUGGUUGGCUUGUGACUCCUGCAGGGGAGUUUUCCUGAAAAAGCAGGAAACUUACCUUUCAGACACUAACAACAAGGGAAGGGAAGGCUUAAAUGAUUUUUCCUAUUUGUCAGAAAAGAAAUGCUGCCAUGGUGGGGUAGAUUUUGUUACUUUGAUUUUCACACUAUCAGCAGUACCACGCCAUAGGAUGCCAACAGCAAUUUCUGCAUGUUUCUCCAUAUUAAAACCUGGCGGCCUACUUCUAUUCAGGGAUUAUGGUCUCUAUGACAUGACUAUGCUUCGGUUUGGGCCCGAAAGGAAGGUGGGAUUCAGGGAGUACAUGAGAUCUGAUGGAACUCGAUCUUACUUCUUCUGUUUGGAUUCUGUGAGGGAUCUCUUUGUGCAUGCAGGUUUCAUCGAGCUUGAGCUUGAAUAUUGCUGCAUCAAGUCAGUGAAUCGUCGGAACGGAAAAAUCAUGCGGAGGAUAUGGGUACAUGGAAAGUUCCAGAAGCCCACAUGAAGCUGCCCUGCAGCUGCAAGUUUCUCCCAGUAUUGGGCUCCAUGUCUCUUUAUCUCUCCCUAUAUGGGUCGGUUUAUAUAAAUUUUAGCUCGUUGGGUUUCGGAUAAAUUUGUGGAAGAAAAAGUUAACUGUAUCUGUUUCAUGACUUGAAAUGUUGAGAAAUGAAUUAGAAUUUAAGAAAAUGGCAAGAAUUGUUUGUUCAGUGUC